Molecule: messenger RNA, 489 nt
Organism: Octopus sinensis (East Asian common octopus)
Lineage: Eukaryota; Metazoa; Mollusca; Cephalopoda; Octopoda; Octopodidae
Exons: 2
Coding region: 1-489 (162 amino acids)
Source: RefSeq, a predicted model, not a curated record
AUGUACCACUAUCCGCUACCAUCUCCGGAGGAUAGUUUUGCAAAAUUAAACGGUAACAAGAUAUUUUCGAAACUGGAUCUGUCUGAUGCGAGCCUACAAAUUAAAGCAGACGAGGAAUGCUCGAAAUUUCUAACAGUGAAUACGCCCAAAGGACUUUAUAAAUAUAACAGAUUACCUUUCGGUCUAAAGGUCACACCUGCAAUUUUUCAACAGGUUGUGGAUGCGAUGUUAGCAGACUGUAAAUUCGCAAUUCCAUACCUAGAUGAUCUAUUAAUUAAAAUUGAAUCUGAUGAUCAGAUGUACCAUACUCAUCAAACUGCAAUUAAGACUCGUUCCACUUUAGAAGUUGGGAUAGUCUCAAGAUUCAAGGACUCUCCAAAGCUGACAUGCCAUUCAGAUAAAAGACAGACUUACUGUCUGGAGACAAGAGGACAAUCAAGGACAAGUAAUUCUGGCUCAAUAACCGUUAUCAGCACGGCAAUAGUCUGA